Messenger RNA from Quercus robur (English oak), 483 nucleotides. RefSeq lists its product as uncharacterized. The record is from RefSeq and is a predicted model, not a curated record. Lineage: Eukaryota; Viridiplantae; Streptophyta; Magnoliopsida; Fagales; Fagaceae. The transcript has a single exon. Bases 1 to 483 code for a protein of 160 amino acids.
AUGGGAAACCAUACUUCUUGCUUCUUUUUUGGAUCCUCAAACGAUGAAACAGCUAAGCUCUUUGAUUCUCAAGGUAACCUACAACGAGUCAAUCUCCCUAUAAAAGCUGCAGAGCUCAUGCUUGAACAACCAGGCCAUUUCAUCACUCGGGUGGAUGAGCUACGUCAAAGUAGACGCAUGUCAGCCCUGCGAGCCGACGAUGAGCUUUUGAUGGGAAAGGUUUAUGUUCUGGUUCACUCCAGUAGGGUCAACUCUAGGGUCUCCGAGUUGGAGAUGGCAAUCAUAGACUUGGCUUGUAAGAAAAGAGGAAGUGUAAAACCAAAUGGUUCUAAGGUUUUACCGGCUAUGACUGUGGAGUCGAGCGAGGAGGGAGAAGGUGAGGUUAAGGUUUUGGGAGGGAAAUUUACUGGACUUUCAGGUUGCCAGUUGGGGAGCCAUAGGAAAUGGAGUCCUGCUUUGGAGCCUAUUUUUGAGUCUUUUUGA